This is a messenger RNA of Daphnia magna, 5544 nucleotides long. RefSeq names its product protein stoned-B-like. The record is from RefSeq and is a predicted model, not a curated record. The transcript has 10 exons. Gene Ontology annotation, molecular function: clathrin-cargo adaptor activity. NCBI's taxonomy places the organism in Eukaryota, Metazoa, Arthropoda, Branchiopoda, Diplostraca, Daphniidae. Gene Ontology annotation, cellular component: AP-2 adaptor complex; synaptic vesicle. Gene Ontology annotation, biological process: regulation of endocytosis; clathrin-dependent endocytosis; synaptic vesicle endocytosis. The coding region runs from base 1 to 3636 and encodes 1211 amino acids.
AUGGCAGCCAAUCCGUUUAUGAUGGAUGAUAUCAAUCCGGCCCCACAGUUGGGAUCUGGUUACAUAAAUCCUUUCGCUACAUCAACGGCAAUUCCAGCCUCUUCGGCAGUUUCGAAUCCAUUCUUCGACAUGGCUCCGGCGAAUGCAAUCGCCGUUAGUAAUCCAUUUUUAAUGGAUGAUAUCCCGCAACAACCCAGCACUGGUACGGUGUACAACCCUUUCGCGUCGUCCAUCACAGAAUCUGACACAGCAGUCAGCGAACACGUCGACAGUCUCGCGUGGCUGAGUUCUGGUGGGGCCAUGCAAACGCAUGGCAAUAUGGCCAGCCCAUACGAUCUGCCAGAUACGUCGUCUAUGUCGCAUCACUCCCCGCUGAUGGACGAUUUGCUGGAAGCCGAUGUGCCACUUCCUGAUGAAUUGGCCACUGACAUCUUGGAAGUAGCUACGCCAUCACCUGGGGCAUCGCCUAUACCGGAGAGCCUCAGCAACGCGAAACCUGCCAGACCAGCUCCACCACCUAGACCACCAUCCAGACCGUCUCCUCCACAUGAAACUCAACAGCUGAUAUUGUCUGUUACGGGAGCUAUGCAAGCCACUUCGGAACAUUUGCUGGACCGUCUGAGAGCCACUGCUCCGAGUCCAGUACCGGGAUACAAUCCAAACAUGAUGCAUUCACAUUCACCGUCUCCCUCGCCAUCGCCGUGCCCAAGUCCUACGCAAAACGCAGAAGUGGAUCUUCUACAUUAUGAUCAUUUGGGUGACCCUCCAGCUGGUCCUCCACCACGUCCGACAUCAAGACCUUCUUCUCCGGCUGUUCCACAGAGACCUCAGCAACUUCCAACUAGGCCAGCACCCCCCGGACCGCCUCCAAGGCCCGUUGCUCCGACGACCGCCUCAACGGCACAACCACCACCGUCAGCUGACAAAGGUUUUGCUAGUAUUUUCGGAGAGCCGUCUCCCACAACCGAAUUGGAAGCGCUGGCAUUUUCACCGACACCAGCAAGUUCACAAGUGACGGCCGAAGCUGUUCCAGCGGAAGAGAUUGAUUUGCUAGGACUUCCGAAGCCUAGGACACGCACAAAUAACGAUAUCUUGAAACUAUUCGAGAAGAAGGUGGAUCAAGAGAAAGAUUUGCUGGCUGGCGACGUCUUUGAAAGUACCUUUCUCGUUGAUCUUGAUCAACAGGCUCCACCCUGUCCCAUUGCUCCUGAAUCACCUUUUGUUAUGGCUCCGGCGACAAGUCAACCAUCAUUCUUCCAGGAAGAAUUAGUAAACGAAGCGAACGAGGCAGUGCAAAUUGCCGACGAGGAGUCAUUGUCAACGCGUUAUCACCAGCAGCAGGAAACACCGUCGUUGGUGUACCCAGACAUCAAAAGCCCUGUUCAGUCGGAGCCAAUCACGAUUCCCAUCCGAGGAGAAUGCGUCGAACAACCCGAGGAGUUUGACGCUUUUUCAUCUCGUUUCGAAAGUGUUGGUAGAGAGGACAUGCUCAUGGUUGAAAGCGAUCCAUUUGAUCCAUUCUCAGCUGGAGGAAGCGCCAAAGGCAGUUCCGUAUGGGGUACUGCAACUGGAACACCGGAAUCCGGCAGCUUAUUAGGCUUCGGAGCGAGUGAAGGUUUUGAUCCGUUUUUGGCUCUAACGGAGCCUCCGCCCGCGCCACACGGAAGCCCGCGUUUUCCAUCAUCUCAUCGUGAACUUUCACACGAUUCCGACGAAGAACAGCCAGAAUUUGCUCUCUCCAUUAAGCCACGUAGCGAAGGCUUUAUGGAUGGUAAAAUAGGACUAGCUUUAGCUCCUGCUUUAGCUCCGCCACCUAGAAUUCCAAUCCAGACUGCAAGCAGUGAUGAUUAUUCUCCUCCGAAAAGUCUUAAUCCAUUCCUGAUUCCCGAGCAGGUGCCUGUGCCAACAUCAUACGAACCUUAUCUGCCUCCUGAGAGGAAAUCAACAACACCACGUAGAGACUCUGAAGAUUCGCCCUUAACACCACUCUUUGACGAAGACCAAUCGGUACCUUUGGAAGUAUUCCCGCGUGUGGAGUACAAUGGUCAAGUAUGGGAGAUGCAAUUGCGACAGCCGAAUAAGAAGAAGAUCACCAGUCAGAGGUUUUGGAAGAAGGUCUUCGUCAAAUUAGGAGUCCAUAACGAUCUUCCCGUGAUACAGCUCUAUAGCAAUAAAGAUGAUAAAGAGCCUUUUCAGGAACUGCAGCUCCAACCUUGUUAUUCUGUCUCCGACAUUAGUGCACAGCAAUUUGAUCAUUAUGGCAAAAUUUUCACCGUCAAGGUUCAAUAUGUCUUUUACAAGGAACGUCCAGGAAUACGACCUGGCCAGGUGACAAAAGCCGAGCGCCUUACAAGCCGUUUGCAGCAAUUUGCUGCUUAUGCUAUACAGGGUGAUUACAACGGCGUCAAGGAAUUCGGUAGCGAUCUGAGAAAAUUGGGUAUCCCUGUUGAACAUGCUCCACACAUAUCUGAGCUGCUGAAGCUCGGAACUACCAACUACGAAGAACUAAAAGAGUUCAGUUCUGCCAUAGAGGAAGCUCUGUUCAAACUGACAGUGCCGCGAGAGAAAUCUCAGGUGGGAUACAAAACGGACGAAGUUCAGAUGACGGCAGUAGACGAAUUCUAUGUCGAGCAAGAUAAAAUGGGUCGAGUGUUGCGACAAAUAGCUCGAGUUCGCGUCUUCGUCCUGUCUUUCCUCUCGGGAUUGCCUGAUGUGGAAUUGGGCGUCAAUGAUCUGCCGAGGCAAGGAAAAGAAGUUGUUGGUCGCCACGACAUUAUUCCAGUCAUCACGGAAGAAUGGAUCCGUCUAGAAGAUGUCGAAUUUCACAGUUGCGUUGACCAAGCUGAAUUCGAAAACACUCGAACUGUCAAAUUCCGGCCUCCGGAUGCGUGCUAUAUCGAGCUGUUGCGUUUCCGCGUUCGUCCUCCAAAGAACCGUGAGCUUCCUCUCCAGGUGCGCACCACUUUAAGCGUCUCUGGCAAUAAAGUCGAACUGCGGUCGGAUGUCCUAGUGCCCGGCUAUAUUAGUCGCAAAUACGGCCAGAUCCCAUGCGAAGACGUGGCGAUUCGCUUUCCGCUACCAGAAGCUUGGAUAUAUAUGUUCCGAGUGGAAAAGCACUUCCGUUAUGGCUCUGUCAAGUCCUCUCAUCGUCGCAUGGGCAAGAUCAAAGGCAUAGAACGUUUCCUGGGCGCUGUAGACACCUUAGAGGCAACGCUAAUCGAGGUUUCCUCUGGUUCGGCCAAAUACGAGCACCAUCAUCGCGCCAUCGUUUGGCGCAUGCCUCGUCUUCCUAAGGAAGGCCAAGGAUCCUACACUACGCACAGUUUUGUUUGUCGUCUCAACUUAACGUCCUACGACCAAAUGCCGGAAACUCUGGCUCGCCAUUGCUUCGUCGAGUUUACCAUGCCGGCCACUAACGUUUCCCAUACUACUCUUCGCUCCUUGGCAGUUAGCACGGGUGAUCCACCAGAAAAAUAUGUGCGCUAUUUGGCCAGGCACGAAUAUGUGGUGGAGAUCGAUCACACUAGUGGGCCUGGACCAGCGGCAUACGUAGCAGCUACCGCCACCGAAAGCAUCAGUCAACAGUUGCCAUCAGCCGCUGAACAACCCGAGGAUUCCGACAGUGAUUCGGAUUAAAUUAUGUGUUUAUUGCUGUCAAUGGCUCUACCGCUUAAUUCGUCGUCAUCGUGUUAGCCAGUAUCUUAGAUUGUACUCUAUGUAACUCAUCUUCAGAAUGAUCUUUUACAGAGUAGCUCGUUUGAGAUAACCUCACUUUCUCAAUCCAGAUUUGCGUUAUUGACGUUCUGAAAGUUCUCGUUUCAUUGGACCAACCAGGCCCUUACGUGUUUUUUACCGUGCGAUCUCGUUUCUAUGUUACCGCCAGGUGGUGAACAGGUAAUACCUUCUUUGAACUAUUGUGUUAAGAUGUCGCUCUGAACAGUCUCGUGCACCAACUCAAGCGAGACAGACAGCUGUUUUGCUAUUGGGUGUUUUCACCUUUUCUUGUUCGAGUUCUUCGAAUGUUUUUUUCUUUAAACCAAUUCAAAAUGUCAAAUAUUUGUCUGUGUUCAUGCGGUACAUUGAACGAUUUCCUUUCCCACCAAUAACGCAGCUUGAUAGGUCGUGAACGACGUGUGAUCUCCACAUUCCCGUAAUCACUUUGUGUUUUUAAAAAAUCAAGAUUCAAGUUUUGAAAGCGUGGUGGGCUGCUCCCAGCAUUCCCUAUAAGGAUAUUAAGGGCUAGUAGUAAAUGUAUUUACUCAUUGCAAAGAAUGAUUUCACUUUCUGUGGUUCUUUGAAAUCGUACUUAUACCCUUUACUUCUUAGAUUCAGCAUAUCACGUUAUCUGUAAUAACUUAUUAUUUUACCAUGUUUGUGUUUUCCUUGUACGUCGGACGCGGCGUCCAGUUUAUGGAACGAAAUCCGGCUUCUGACUCGCUGUCAUGAUCCAGUAGAUUCAGGGGUCGCGAACGUUUGCGCGUGUGUUAUUAUGUUCCAUUAUAUUGACCGUAAAGGACGACUAUACAGCUAUCAGCCAAAGACAAGUGUAAUUCUAAUCGGUUUUGCAUAAGCAACCUCCACUUUUUUUCUUCAGCUACGUAUGUCCUUCAAAUUUUGAUUUGUUUAUUUUAUUUUUUGCAUUUUCUUUACACUUCGCAGAUUAAAAUAUAAAUAUGAAAGAGUACUUGCCGUAAAGCUCGCCUUUAUGGUGAGCUUGAGGGACCCCGUGCGCUAGUGCCAUCAUCUCUGACCUAAUUUCCUGUUUUAAGUGUUCGUGUCUCUGUAACCUGUCAAUAAUCCAAAAGCGGAAACGCAACGCUAUCUUUGCGUUAUUCAUGUAUAAAUUAUUCUGUGCAUGUAAUUUAAAUGCUUUUCUGAUCUCCAGUUGAUCACAGUUUAACAUAUAUAGACCUUACUUAGUAAAUAAGAUGUGCCAGGCUUGCCCUUCAUGUAUCUUAUCGUUCCCAUUUUGCGUCAGAACAAAAUGGGUGAUUUGAAAACAGAACGGCUAUCCCUUGGGCUGGGUGAGUGCAAUCUAGUCAUGGACGCACUCUUGCUGAGUCAUUCAAUAAAUGUAUUUACAUGUUGGUACAAGACGUAUUAUCUCAACGGGAUAAAACGGUGCUUGAAUUGUGGUUAUCAUUAUGCUUAAGUCGAUGGCAAAAAGCGCACUCGUUUUUAGGACAGAUUUGAACCGUACCAACUAAAUUUUAAUGUGACUGCUGUUUAGUAUGAUGUUUCUAGUCUUAUUUCAUUUUGAAUGCAUUGACGGUUCCACGUUUGGCGGAUGUUUUAUUCCUCUGAAAAAUUUCUCCCUCGUUUUCCUUCAUGAAUCUAUUUAUACUAUAAAACCUUAUACUCCCUCCCCCCCCCCAUAACCUUAUACUGUAUGUGAAACUACUACCAGCUAUGAAUAGUUCGCGAUCUGAUUGUAUAUGCUUCCGCAGUCAAUAUGGCUUCGAAAUCUUUUUGUUAUAGCAGCACGUGUGUAAAAAAACAACAAAAAAGUCUGUUUUCAAAUAAAGGAAAGGGAUCGAAAAUAAA